This is a messenger RNA of Seminavis robusta, 1146 nucleotides long. Lineage: Eukaryota; Bacillariophyta; Bacillariophyceae; Naviculales; Naviculaceae. The record is from the annotation of a GenBank genome assembly.
AUGACAACAAUAACCUUUUGGGACGCCGAUAGGGACAUCACCUGCCAAGCAUCGAUUGACGCGGCAGCCCAAAGAGCCCCUUGGUUACGAUUCUUCUUCUGGGAGUUUUGGCCUUCAUUGAGCGCAUAUCUGCCUGUCCUUCCAGCCUUGUUGUACAGUUACAUCUGCAUUGGUCUGUCCCCGCGAUCACCAACGGCUGUGAACCCUGCCAUUCCAUCGGGCGGCUUCUUUGGAGAGAGCAAGAAUGACAUUCUGCUGCAACUGGCAAAAGACAACAUUGCAAAGACGCUCUAUUUCCCAAUGAAUGGUAGUAGCGAUGACCCCAAAAAAAGGAAAGCAGAGAUUCUCAAGUCGGCACAAAUUGCCGGUAUUUCGAUGCCAUUCAUAUUAAAGCCAGACAAGGGAGAAAGAGGAAAUGGAGUCUAUCUGGUGAAGGAAGACGACGCCAUGAACGGCACCCUCUUGCGCUACCUGGAGCAAAUGAAGACAAUGGACCUUAUCUGCCAGGAAUUCGUUCAAGGGUCGGAAGUGGGGAUUUUCUACAUGCAUUACCCGGACGCAAAGGAAGGGUUUAUCUACAGCAUCGUCGCGAAGGAGUUCCCUUAUGUUGUGGGAGAUGGCAAGAGCACGCUGGCGUCACUCAUUGCAUCCCAUCCUCGACAUCGGCUGUUUGCAGACACCUUUUUCAAGCGCCACGCUGAGCGGCUGUUGUCCGUCUUACCAAAAGGUGAAGAGUUCCAACUCACGUACCUGGGCAAUCAUGGCAAAGGCACGUUGUGCUUAGACGGCAGUCAUCUGAUCACUGCGGCUUUGGCCAAACAGGUGGACAAGAUUGCCAAGCAAUUCGAUGGCUUUUACUUUGGCAGAUUUGAUUUUCUUUACGAUGGAACUAAGGAAGACCUGAAAGACGGCAAGGCGACCCUCAAAGUAAUUGAGCUAAACGGCAUGACUUCCGAGUUGCUGAGCGUGUAUGACCCUGGGAUGAGUAUGUUUCAACGAUACAAACUGGCCAUCGGGCAAUGGCUGCACGCCUAUCGAAUCGGAGCAGCCAACCACAGACGUGGGCAUAAACUGUCUACCCUUGGGGAGCUCUGGGAGGAAUACAAUUCGCACUGGGAGGAAUCUGCCAAUGUGUUGAACUCGUAG